AUGUCCACCCCACAACCCUUCAACAUCCUAGUCUUCAGCAAAACAACCGGCUACCGCCACGACUCCAUCCCCGCCGGCAUAAACCUCUUCCACACGCUAUCGACUCGCACAAAGUCCUUCAAUGUAACCGCGACCGAAGACGCCGCCGUCUUCACGCCCACCACCCUGUCCGCCUACACCGUCAUCGUGCUCCUGCAAAACAUCGGUCCCGCACUCCUCACCGCAGACCAACUCUCAGCCUUUCACGACUGGGUCAGAGCAGGGGGUGGAGUAGUCGCUAUCCAUGGCGCGGCAGCAGGAAUGCCAGAAGAGAAGUGGUAUACGGAUUUGAUUGGGGCGAGCUUCGAUAUGCACCCUGAGCCUGAACCGGGGACUGUUGUGCCCGAAGAGGACGCGCAGAAACAUUAUAUUAUGAGUUGUUGUGGCGGGAGAGAAGCAUGGAUGGAUGAGUGGUACAACUUCCAUACGCACCCUCGUGAGAAUAAGAAUUUGAACGUUUUGCUGAGAGGGGAUCCGAAGACUUUCAAAGGCGGGAAGCAUGGUGAUGAUCAUCCGUUGGUUUGGUGUCAGGAGUUUGAAGGCGGCAGGGUGUUUUUCACGGCAUUGGGGCAUUUUGAUGAUGCGUAUGAGGACGAGUGGUUUGUGGGACAGGUCGAGAGGGGGCUCAUGUGGGCUGCGCGGAAAGAGUAA
Molecule: messenger RNA, 690 nt
Organism: Pyrenophora tritici-repentis Pt-1C-BFP
Lineage: Eukaryota; Fungi; Ascomycota; Dothideomycetes; Pleosporales; Pleosporaceae
Product: ThuA multi-domain protein
Source: RefSeq, a predicted model, not a curated record